AUGCAUAUGUAAUUGUGACAUAUAUUUUAUCAGAAAAAAAAAUGGGAAAUCAAUUGGAAUGAACACUUGUCAAAUAAUUGUAAAAAAAAUUGAUAUUCAAACGUAAUAAGUGAAAGUCUUGUAUUAUACUGCUAAAAGAAUAGGAAGCAAGUUAAAAAUGGGAAAGAAUAGGGCCAAGAAAAGCAGAAAGCGACAGAAAAGGCCAGCUAAUAAAAAUAAAAAAGUUCCACCAAGUGACAAUCCCAAUAAAAUGGCUAAAUUUAAAACACAAUCCAAAGGCCGAAAGACAAGUAAAAUACCAUUCCAAUUUUAUAACAAAUCCAAAAAUAUUAAAAAUCGCAUCCCAAAACCUUCAAUGCAAAGUCGCAUCGAAAUCGUGAAAGCAACAGGCAAAACAUUGGCUGAAAAUCUGAAGAAUAUUGUUGAUACUACAGCUAUUUCAUUAUUAUCAGUUAUAUCCAAAAAUAUCAUUCCCGAAAGUCGUGACGAUAAAAUACAAUCAACGAAAUCUAUUCAGAGCGGAAUUUCGACUGAGUCGACUUGUUCAAAAGCAAAGAGACAAUGAGAGUGUAAAAGAAGCCAACAAUUUAAAUUGAUCUUUCUCUGUUGUCAAAAAUUGAUCUAUUUGACAAUUUUCAGUGAACAUUAAAUUUGACAUUUGAAUUUAAUA
This is a messenger RNA of Sitodiplosis mosellana (orange wheat blossom midge), 670 nucleotides long. RefSeq lists its product as uncharacterized. The transcript is spliced from 2 exons. The record is from RefSeq and is a predicted model, not a curated record. The coding region runs from base 158 to 565 and encodes 135 amino acids. NCBI's taxonomy places the organism in Eukaryota, Metazoa, Arthropoda, Insecta, Diptera, Cecidomyiidae.